Messenger RNA from Anguilla rostrata (American eel), 1915 nucleotides. RefSeq names its product alanyl-tRNA editing protein Aarsd1-like. The transcript is spliced from 13 exons. Gene Ontology annotation, molecular function: alanine-tRNA ligase activity; ATP binding; Ser-tRNA(Ala) deacylase activity. The record is from RefSeq and is a predicted model, not a curated record. Lineage: Eukaryota; Metazoa; Chordata; Actinopteri; Anguilliformes; Anguillidae. Bases 121 to 1359 code for a protein of 412 amino acids. Gene Ontology annotation, biological process: alanyl-tRNA aminoacylation; regulation of translational fidelity.
UUCGAGAAUUGCGCACUACUAGUUUGUCCCAGUACAGGAUCCGUACACGGCUUUUCCCUUAACACUGUCAUUCUUUUCAGUCGUGUAUGUUUUUGCAUAACUUUAAGCUUUCUAUGCAAUAUGGCUUUUCAGUGUCAGAGGGACUGCUACAUGCAAGAGUUUAUCACUACAGUGGCAUCAUGUUCUCCCGCUGAACUAAAACGUGAGAACGGCGGGAAGAAGGAGAAAGUGAAAGGCUUCAACGUCAUCCUCAAAGACACGAUUCUCUUUCCUGAGGGUGGAGGCCAGCCAGAUGACCGCGGGACGAUCGGGCCCGUGCCUGUCCUGCGGGUGACCAGGCAAGGUUCAGAGGCGGUACACUUUGUGGAGUCGGCGCUGGAGGUGGGAUCGGAAGCACGGCUGGAAGUGGACUGGGAGCGCAGAUUUGACCACAUGCAGCAGCACUCUGGGCAACACUUAGUUACUGCCUUGGCAGACAGUAUGUUUGGAUACAAGACCACCUCCUGGGAUUUGGGCCGCCAGCGCAGCGUCAUCGAGCUGGACACGGCUGCGGUGAAGCCCGGCGAGAUGGAGGCCCUGGAGGACGCGGUGAACCAGAAGAUCCGCGAACACGUCCCUGUCACCGUGCAGCUGCUCUCCCUGGACGAUCCCGCCGUGGAAAAGGUGAGGAGCCGCGGCCUGCCGGACGACCAUGCCGGACCCGUCCGGAUCAUCGACAUCGAGGGCGUCGACGCCAACAUGUGCUGCGGGACCCAUGUGUCCAACCUCAGCCACCUACAGGUUAUAAAGAUCCUUGGGACUGAAAAAGGAAAGAAAAACAAAACCAACGUGAUUUUCCUUGCGGGAAACCGGGUUCUGAAGUAUGCGGAGAAAAGCUACAGCACGGAGCGAUCGCUGACAUCCUUACUCAAGACUGGAGCAGAUGAUCACGUCGAAGCCGUAGACAAGCUGCAGAAGUCUGUCAAGGUGCUGCAGAAGAACAAUCUCAACCUUUUACGAGACAUGGCUGUGCUAAUUGCGGAGAAUUUCAAGAACAACCCCAAUCGGGGCGACUUGUUCUGUUUACACAGGAAGGACGGUGACAAUGAGUUCAUGAACAUUAUAGCCAAUGAGAUAGGCACUGAGGACACAGUGCUAUUCCUGACUGUUGGAGAUGAGAAGGGGGCGGGGCUGUUCCUGCUGGCAGGGCCAGUGGGUAUUGUGGAUGAGCUGGGACCCAGGGUGGCGGAGCUGUUGGAGGGGAAAGGGGCCGGGAAAAGGGGGCAUUUCCAGGGGAAGGCCAACCGCAUGGCCCGGCGCGGCGAGGUGGAGGCCCUGCUGCGGGAGCACAGCCGCCAUCGUGGCUCAGGGGAGGAGUAGGCGCGGCCUGUUCCCCCGGCCACCGCACCCCCGGACCGCUGUCUGUCUGUCACUCGAACGCACAGGUGCGCUCGCUCGCACGCGCAAACGGGAAGAGGCGUGCAGGUGUGCAAAUCCGCACGAGCAAACAGCCGAACGCAAAAGGGAUCAGGGAUCUCGCACUCGAAUCCUGGAGGGCCGCAGUCUGCUGGUUUUAAGCCUGCUUCAGUUUUUGGUGUUCAGACCUCUUCUUUUUAUCUACAUAUUCACCUAUUUUCAUCAAUCUCAGAUGACAUGCACUGUACUCCAGGAAAGUCGUGCAUCCUCUCCAGCUGAGUCAGGACAUUCAGAUGACCCCAAAAUACUGUGCUCUGGGUUGGAGGAGGGUGCACUGGAGGUAACUUUUCAAUAACUGAAAAUCCAUAAUCACUAACACACUGUCUCAGCUUUAUGAGGUUAAUAUAUUCUAUCUCAAUAAAUAACUUUCAGGAGAGUGAUGUUGUCAUCACUGGUGUCCAAUGGGGGAAGGCCUGUGCGGCGUUGCUGAACAGACGGGUGGAGGACUUUGGGGGCCGUA